GGGUAACGCGGGCGGUCGGGAAAAAUCGAUGUGGCAAUGAAUGGAUUCUCACUUCGGAUGACGAUCAGUAAGGAUUAUACUUACAUUUCAGUUCCGUGUUACUUGAUUAUCGCUAUAAAAUGCAUCUAUUGACCGCACGAAAUUUACUUCCUAACCUUCAUUGGCGGAGUCUACUUUCGAAUCGCACUUAUGGGCGAUUUUUUACUUCGCUAGAGAAAGGGAAAAGCCCAGUUUGUUUUUACUCGAAUACCAGGGGAAUUGCCUUUAGAUCUGAAUUGAAAAGAAAAGCCAAGAGAGUCGUUGUUAAACUCGGAUCAGCUGUCAUUACAAGAGAUGAUGAAUGUGGAGUUGCCCUAGGAAGGCUUGCUUCAAUUGUUGAACAAGUAAGUGUGAAUGACCACAAGUCACCCAAGGCUUUUGUAAUCUGUUGAAACUACUUGCAAUACUCGAUCGCCAAAUCAGUUUUGUGGAAACACAGAGUUUUUCGCAUCACACUUCAAUCGACUUAUCUAACUUUCAUCUGUGUGUACCUUACUAAUUCCCCAACGUUGACCCUCUCAAUUUUUCCAAAUGAGUUACCUAAUGAUAUACCUAAACGCAGGACAUGUAGCGUGGCACGUGUUUCAACAAAUAUGGGGUCUAUUUAGCAUUCGAGAAGAUACAACGGACAGAAGAGUUGUGGUGAGCUGCCACAUCUUUAAGAAGCAUUGAACAGCAUUUACAGCUGAUUCGGCAAGGAUAAUUACUAUAAAUAUGUUUAUCACAAAACCUUGAAAGCCGUGAAGGAAUAGUUACAAGGGUACCUAAAACAGUGACGGAUCCAUACCUUCAGAUAAGGGGGCGGGGGCGGUCAUCCAGACCCCGAGAUAAGGGGGGGGCCUUCGGGCCUCAGUUUGGUCCAAAAAUAAGGGGGGGGCGGACUCCCGGGCCGUUCUCCUGGAUCUGCCACUGUAAAAGAUACUGUAAAAUUAAAAAUAAGAAAAUAUUUAAGCCCUGGGGCUUAUAUUGUUCAAAGGCCCUUUUUGAGGGGCUUAUCUAUGGAGGGAAAUUUGCAUUUGAAAUUCGAUUGGGCUAGCAUUAUAGUUGGAGAGAAGUUUACCAUUUUUGCUUUGUUCUACUUUGUAUCUGAGGGCAAUUUCCAAGUACAAGCUCCCAAGGGGGCUUAUUUUUGGAGGGGCGAUUUAACAGAGGAUUUCUUACGUUACGAGUUUGGAGGGGGGGGGGCUUAUAUUUUGAGGGGGUUAUACAUGGAAGGGCUCAUUUUCGGAAUUUUACGGUAGUAAUGCUGUGACAUAUGCUGUUGAUACUGACAUAAGUUAGGCAGUGAUCCAUCUGCUUGCGUGAGACUUAAAAGAAUCGGAAAUGACAUUGAAUGUCCUAUUUUCAUGUUGGAAGGUAAUGAUUACUAUCAGUCUAUAGAAAGAACUUGUGGGAACGUUGUUUAGAAAAUGAUCCAGUGGUUAUCAACUUUGGUUUUCCCACAGUAAAUUGUAGGAAAUGAUAGAAAUUCAGAUUGUUUAUCCAUAUAUUUAAUACACAGUGUACUACCUUUUCUCUGGAAACCUGGUACUUUUCUUGCUGUUUAUUACACUUUAUUAAAUAGCAGUUAUUUAGGUUUAUACUUACAGAAAACAACAACAGAAAAAUGGAAAGAAAGAUAUGGUAUUGAGUAGGACUUGAACCCGGCAACUUCUGCUUGAAGUGACUAUACCUUACCACUACAACACAGAGGCUGACUAUGUAAUGUUUGGGGAAGAGUCUUUAAUAUAAUGCCUUUUCCAUGGAACUUCCUCUGGUAAAAAGCUGUUUAAAGAUGAUCAAGCUGCAUUCACUGAGCUAUUAACAGUAAGAAAACAAUGUAAACGCAUUCCAUGGCAAUGAAUGAAUGAAAGACCAUAAUUAUAUUAUAUAAAGAAACACUGAUAAAUGUCCUCGUCUGUAAAAAAGGACGCAAAACAUAUGUUUUGUUAGCUCAAUUUCCACUGUUAUUUUGAAGCUAAUGAUCAAAAUCACAUCCAUUUUUGGCACAUGCAGGUAAUAGAAUGGCAUGACAUUUUCUCACUUUGGCAUCACCUUCUAGCAAGCUAGAAUUUGUAUACGAUAUCCCCUGUGUUGCAGGGUCAAAGAGCAAAUGCUCAUCUUCUUGUCAAGUUUAAUGCUUCGACAAGUCAAAAGCUCUUGAUUUGAAAUCCAAUCCCCAAGUUAACCAUCGUACUCAUCUGAAAGACUCCUGCAUAUCUUAAAUGUGGUAAGAAAAUUUUUCACAAAGAAGACUCUUGAGUCUGAGCAGUGAACAAUGCAUGCUCUCACCCACCAAACCUCCUCGUGUUUUUAUGUGAGUUGUGGCACAAUGCAUUCUGGUAAAAAGUGGCGCAGUGCACUCUGGUUAAAUGCAAUGCAUUCUGGUAAAAAGUGAUAAAUUCAAGAAUUCAUCCCACCUUAUAUAUUUCUCUUAAAUCCCGAUUAUGUUGCUGCUCGCUCACUCUCCUCGCUUUGCAGCAAUAAAGAGAAAAAGAAGCUGAUAGCAAGGCCACAAGUAAUUUUUUUUUUACAAACAGGUCAUUAGUCAGAUCAGUGACCAGACCUUACCUGACAAGGAAACAGUCUGGUCCAACAAAACAAAAUAAAAAUAGAAAAACCGAGUAAAGAAGAAUUUACUGCUUAAUUCGCAAACUAUUUAGUAUCUCAUUUAGGAGCUAUGCCAGUUUUGUUACUGAUCACUCUUCACUGACUUCAUUUUUAAUUCUCCUGAGACUGUAGGGUAACCUACAUGUCAUUUAAUCUCUUAUUUUAAUUUGGUUUACAUGAUUGGUGGGGUGACCUGCCAAGGCAGGUUGCUAGGACUGACUGUACAUAUGUAUACAUGUUCAUUUAUAGUAUAUAUUUUGCCUCCCUUCGUCGAUUUAUAUAUUAUUCAUUACGCGUUUAUAGCCUAUUCUACUUUAAAUAUUGUCUCUUUUGUGUAUAUAUAUAUAAAUUUAUUUGCUUUUUGUCUUCUAAAUUUAUUUAUCUCUUUAUUUAUUUUUUGAGGGCCAUAGGUUAGAAAACUGUAAUAGGUUAUUGCGCUUCCCUCUUUAAAUAAAGUUAUUGUAUUGUAUUGUACUGCCAGACCGGGUAACCCUCUCAGCCUUGCCGUGUAAACAUUUCAAGUUGGGGUAAACCACAAGCAGGGGUCAGAUUUGUGUUACAUGUACAUCAAAUUAAACUGCCUUUGGCGGCCACUUUUCAUCAGUAAAAGUUACAAGAGAAAGUCACAGCAGUGAAAGAUUGCAGCAAGAGCAGCAUCAGAGAGUAGUCGAGCGUCAAAUGCCAAAACACAUUGUGGCCCCAGUAUUUUUCAUACAAUUAUUGUCUGUUAUUAUAGUUAGAAACAAUGUUAUUUCAAGGCCUGCUGAACUUACUGAACUGCUGAUUAAAUGAAAAUAUUAUUUAAAAACUUCUUGCCUAAAUGCACAAAUAAAAUGUUUCGUGGAAUGAAUAAAUUAUUCAUUAUUAUCAUUAUUAUUAUUAUUUUUAUUAUUAUUAUUAUUACUUUUCUUAGGUGUCUGAGUUACAGAAUGCUGGUCGGCAAAUGCUGUUGGUUACCAGUGGUGCAGUUGCAUUUGGAAAGCAGAAACUGCGGCAUGAGAUUCUUCUAUCUCAAAGUGUACGCCAAACGCUAAAACCACAAGAUGUCUUGAAGGUGUGGCUUUAUGAUAAGUUAUGAAGUAAUUAAGGAAUCUCAUCUGAUCAGAAAACACUAUUAGUACUCAUGUACAUAAGUUUUUCUUAAGUUAUCUGAUAGUAUUUCAUUGAUAUGAUAAUAUUAUCAUUUAUUGAUAUAUUGGAGUAAAGUUCCUUGUCUAAUGAAACAACAUGACAGGCAAGGCGUGAACCCCGGACCUCCAGAUCCAGAGUUCGAGGUAUUAACAGCCCAGCUACACAUGCCUCCAGAUUUUCCUAAGGCUCACAGAAAUUUUAUAGCUAACAAGGUUGAGAACCUCUUGUUUUUUUCUGUUAAACUCAGAGCCUACUGAUAAUGUUAAGGCAAAUUUACUGACGUGAGAUCCUCCUUGAGCUGUUUACAAGUUGGGUGUAUUUUUUUUUUCGUUUUGAGCUUCAGUUACCACUGUAAGGUUUGUAAUGAAUAUGACAUUGAAAACAAUAUUAAAGUAACAUGAUUAACUGACUGAAACUCCAAGACAUCAGGAACCAAACCAACCUGUCUUUCUUGUCUGAUCUCUGAUUAUUCUACCGAUUUACUGGUAUUCACAGUAAUUAGUCUUGAUCUGUCAUACUGAUACCUAAAUUCAUGAUCAUGGUAUUGCCACGUGAGUUACUUGCAAUAAGGAAGAUGUUUAAAUGUUUAUCUUCUACACGGAGGAAGUAUUGUUGAUAAUAUGUUAAAUGGUUAUUUUCCUUGUUUGUUAAGUCAAAGCCUUAUAUUGAACCUCGGGCCUGUGCAGCAGUUGGACAGGGAGGACUAUUGUCAUUAUAUGAAGCAAUGUUCCAGCAGUAUGGCUUGACAUGUGGACAGGUAAAUAUUGCAGUUGUAUACGUACACAGUCUUUAAUCAACCUUUUUAAUUGCCUUUUUAGUGUUGUAAUUUACUAAACUGUGCAUUAAUAUUAGCUUGUAAACAAAAAAAUAACGUUACAUGUAUAAUGAAAGUGCAUGUCUUAGAAAGAACGUCUGUAGGUUGAUUCCUUUUGGCCCUUUUGACCGCAGGUGACAUUCUAAGCAAAUUUGUCACUUAGACCUUUUUACUUCAGUUGACUAACACCAAAAUCUAAAAAAUGAUGCUUUUUCUUGAUGGAUGCCUUACCUGAAUUAACUGUUUUGAAAAUUAAUGUUUGCUUUGUGAGACUCCCUUGCAAUAUACAUGUACAGCGCUCCAAGCUCAUUUUUUCAAUAAGUCGCCUUUUGGCGACCUUCAUUUUUAAAAUGGUCGCCAAUGGAAAAUUUCGGUCGCCAAAAUUGUCGUUUCAUUAACGCAAGACACUUCAUGCUACUUACAUGAAGGAGCUACUGCUGAACGUUGUGUACGGAAAUAAAUCGUGUUUUUAACACUCCAUUGUUACUUGCCUGCGGGUUGUAAACGCAGUACAAGAUGGCAAAAACAGGCAAAGACAUUUAUGAGAGGUAACCAGAACAAUUUACUACAAAGGCGGAUGUUGAAACCCGGAACAUGUAUUUGCAGUGAUAUCAUUGAAACAAAUCUGAUCAGAUACGAUUACGUGAAUAUACAUUUGUUCGUACCGUCUACUUGCUAAGAAACAUCUUUCUUUAGCUAAAUCAUUGGCAUUGAAACCACUCACAUAUGUAAAUUAAAACUUGAAUCAACAAUAACAAUAACAAUAACAAUACUUCUGGCCUAAAUAAACUGCACGUCUGGUCGACUGCCACUCUUUCUCGCCUGCCGACGUCAGCAUUAAAAUAACGGUGUUUUCUCUGAGUAGGAACACUCCGCAUUUGCUUCAGAGAGCUUUUCGUGAUUAGCAUAGAAUUCAGCGUUUAAAAAUAGUUCACAAGCAGUCAGAAAUCGUAAAGUUCCAUUUAGCAACUCAUCUCCCUUCAUUAAAACUGACGCAGAAUUAUACAAACAAUUCCCGUCCCCGGAAACUUGAAGAGCCCGUAGACCACGUGGAAGAUUUUCAUCAUCCGGAAUCAAUGCUGUUCCAAGUGAAUCUUCUUCAUAGUUGUUGAAGGUUAGUUCCGAGAUGCUUUUCUUAUGGAGAAUUUCCUCGUGUUCUCCCUUUAACUUGAUGCCUUUUUCGGUUGCUGACAGAUCACCGCUUGCGAAUAGAUCGCGUACUUUUUCAAAUAUUCUCUCGAAGUCUGUCAUUCUUCAUUACUAUUUCCUCAGCAAGAGCAAUAGAAAUAAGCAAAUGACAGCCAGCUACGCGCGAAUGGGGAUUUCACAUCAGUUUAUUGACAGCAGCGCUGCGCAUAAAAGACCACACAGACAUUUGACCUCCAGCUGUGAUUCAGACAAAGAACUCCUCUUUGUCUUAUUUGCAUGAGAAUGUGGUAUGGGAAAGUCUCGGGGGAAAGUGGUGUUGCCGAAAACUUUGAUGCGGCUUUUAUUGAUAUUUUUGCAAGAAAAUCAUGUUUACCACUGAUUUCGUCGAUUUUUCUCUGAUUUUUUAUAUCCAAAACAAAUCCCGCUCAUACAAAGCGUUUGAGCUGACUGCAUGUAAACUUUGUCAUUCACCAAGGGGUCUAUCUAUUUUUAGUAAUUGUGCACAGCACCAUCAACUCCACGUGUUGCCUAACCUGCGAGAGCAUCCGGUUUUUUCGGCACUAGCUUCACAAAUCACAACGCUUGUGAAACUAGAGCCGAUAAAACUGAAUUCUCUCGCAGGCUACGUGUAGCCAGAUCAGCGUGAAAAGUGCCUGACUUAACUUUUCUCACGGGAAAUUUAAUAUUUCUUCAUGAAACACAUUUACUCCAACAAAAGUAUUUUUAUUGAUGAAUAUAAUAAAAACAGCUUUUAUUUAAAAAAAAAAAAAAAAUAAUAAACGCAACUUACAAGAGCAUACGACUUGCCAUCUUUUGUGUCAAAAAUUUAACUGUUUCUGUCGGGUGGCCUGGGUGUAAGUCAACCCCGCCGAAGUUUCGAAGUAGUUUGGGCUCUCCCCAGUUUCUCCCACCUGAGUUUUCAAAAUGGCCGCUCAAUGAAUUCGAAGCUGCGAUACGCAGAUCCUUAUGCCAGAACUGUACACAUGUCUUGCCAUGCAAGAGGAACAGAUUCAUCAUUGAAUUUACACAGAAGAAAAGCUUGGUAAUAUUUCUUUAAUUUAACGAUGAUUCCGUUAAAAAGCGAUAAAACGUGAAGUCAACUUUAUUCUUUUGAGCUUAUAUCCUUUGGUGGCCAAAUGGCGACUUUCGCCGAUAAUUCAGUCACCAAUUUUUUUUUUCACUCGCCAUGGCGACCAAAAUGGUCGCAGCUUGGAGCGCUGAUGUACCAUAUGUAAGCAGGGGAGUAUGGUUUGUUUUAUUUUAAUGGUGUAAGUGCUAUAUUUGCUAAUUAAAUAAUAAAAUAAUAGGCCAUUUGCAUGAUGACAUCACCUUCCUACUGCAACCAGAAUCCUUCAGGGUUUUGCUUUCUUGUGCAAAUUAGGUCUUUUGUAAUUUAAACCUCGCUGGGAUGACAAAAUUGGAAUAUGAAAGGAAAAAGGAAAAGGAUUGUGGUUGUAGUAGUAAAACAAUGCCAUCGUGCAAAUGGCCUAUUAGCAAGUAACCAUUUUUGGAAACCACAUUCUCAUGUCGGUGCUGCUUUUAUUUCAGGUUCUAAUAACAAAGCAGGAUGUGCGAGAUAAAUAUUCACUGGACAAUUUACGUUCCACUGUGGAGGAGUUAAUCUCUAUGAACUGUGUUCCCAUUAUCAAUGAGAACGAUGUUGUUGCAUCACCUGCAGAUUUGGAUUUGGAUUUAGCAGGGGUAAGUUUAUCACAGUUGACAGUUCUUUAAUUUGAAUAAACACAAUGUUUAGUUUUUAACUCAUGAAUCUACCGGUAGUUAUUGUGAGCAACCUUAGUUAGCUGGUCGGUUGGUUGAUUCUGUAAACUGUCACUGUAUCCGUUCUUUUAUUGUGGCUUAACUGCUAGCAUUAGAACUUAGGUAUUGUAUAAUCAAACAAAUAAGUUUUAGUUCUCUAUUCAGGCAGGAUUUUACCUUACCUAUAAAUGCCCAACAAAUGGACAGGGUUGAAAAAUAAAAUUUGGAGCACUCGCCAACUAGGCAAGUGUCAUUCAAAUCGCACUCACCCAGAUCAGUUUUCACUCUCUAUUGUUCCUGAAAAGCCCCUUUGGGGGGUAACAAUGAAAUUAGUAUGUAUGUAUUUAUGUAUGUACUCUCCCAGUCUCAUCCAUAAAAAAAUAAAAUAAAAUAAUAGCCCCAUUACUCACUGCAUAGAAGUUCACUCACUGCAGCCGUGCCGUGAAACAGACCUUAAUUCCAAAAAAAAGGAAACAGCAACAAACUUACCUCAAGCAAAAGUGUGAAAAUUAUACAAUAAAAGCAGCGGGAAAGCGCCAUUUUCCUUCAUUCUGCAGCUCUGUGGACGAUGUGGUGUAUUUAAUGACGAGAGGUAUUACUUUGCACAAGCUCAUUCUUCAUGUCAGUGCCGUAGCUAGUAUGAGGCCAACCGAGGCACUCGCCUCGGUAAAAUUGUGACGAAUUUCACCGAUCAUUUUUAUUUUACAUAAGCGAUCAUCGGAUAUUUUUAACGCAUCAUGAUAUUACAAAGAAUUCAGCAAUUCAGUCAAUAUACUAUGAAAAAAUUACCAUAUCAUCGAUCUCAAGGGGCUACGUACGUUAACUCAAAUUUUUUUGAACAAAUACUGAUCAAAACCAUUGGCGAGGUUAACGGUCACCCAGAUUAUGUAGCUUGCUUCUGAUUAUUGCUUUUUAAAUUCCACUUAAAUUAACUCGAAAAAAAGUUACCGAAAGGCGCAGAAAACGCUGCAAAUCGCAUUUCCGAGAGACUAAAGUUCAAAAUUUCUCGGGGGGGGGGUGGGGGGGCAUGCCCCUGAACCCCCCUAGCAACUCCCACCUGCCUCGGUUGGCCGUUUGGUCUGGCUACGGCACUGCAUGUAACAAUCAUCGAAGCAGAGGACAUUUUGUCUGUUUAGAAACCCAUUUUAAAAAUACAAACCAUAGAGAUUUCAGAUCGGUGAGCUGUUGACUUGAGGACAGUGUAGAUUAUUUUCAGAUCGAACGUGAAAAGUGAUGUUAAUUUUGUGUACAUGAAAACCAUACUCACAAAACCAGGCGAGUGAUCCUUGAUUUGUACUCACUCAACCAUUUUGUAACUUGCCUAGGGUGUCCAACCUUGAAUGCAUUAAGUAAGGAGAGAUUUGUUAGCCGUCUGAACAUGGUUUUGGUUCAUCUAAAAAGUAGUGAGCCUCCGUAUGGAUACCUGUGGACGUCAAUUUUGUUGACAUGUGUUUUCUUUCAAAUAGUGGAUUUUUUAAUGAAAUAGUCACUUGUAGAUCAAGAAUUGGUUUUAUGUGGUAUCGUUACUAUGGAGCCUAAGCAGCCACGACAGAGACGGAAACAAAAAAAUUAAUGUUAAAAAAGUGAUAGGUUGAAGGGGCUGCCCGGUCACAGCUGUCUAGAUUUUUUUUUUUAAUAAUGCCAAUAUUAUUGUAAUACAUCCUUAUUUGCUGUGGAACACGAGAAAUUACUUGUGAAUAACAAACUCAGAGCUCCAUAGCAAGCAAUUAAAUAUGUCUCCCAAGCAUUAUCAGUCAACCGUUACAAACAUCAGAAAUGAACUUUCCAAAACUGGUAUAAGACUAACAAGUUUUCAAAAACCACAAUUGCAAUCCAUUUCAAUCCUCUUCAAAUUCAUCCAUCCAUCCAUUUGGUUAUUUUGUGUUUCACUCAGUUUGGUGGCGGUUUCCAAUCAGCAAAGCAAUAUCUCCCCUGGCCCUGUGCAUGUGAAACUUGACUGGUUAUUAUAACUUGCAAUGAAAUAAUCUGACGUAACUUUUAAUAAUUAUUAUUAAAGAAAGUAACUUGGACUAAUUUUUUACCAUAAAACCCCGGAAAAAGCUGAACAAUUUGUUAAUACAGUCAUGUGGCAUAACAAAGCUCAAGAAAAAAGGGGAUUUAAAGUUUCCAGGGGUUCUUACUGAUUAUAUUAACUUGGAAACAUUGUUCAUCACUGCCCUUUUGCUUCAAUAGUUUAAUGAUGUAACUUAUACUAAAAUUAUUUUAUUAGUUUCAAGCAGAUUUUUUGUGACUGACCCUAGGCUAGUCUGGACCUUUAUUAGACCUAAACCUUUACGUUUCUUCAAGUUUCAGUUAAUGAAAUAACCCCUUGUAAUAAACACAUUAACAUGUUUAACUUAACAAUAAUAAAAACAACUGAGUAAUUACAAAAAAUAGCCUCCCAAGCAGAUGUUCUUAGGGGUUCAUCACACAUUCCUGCCCCACGAACGUCUGCUGAACUUGAAAGAUAACUUCCUUUUCCAUUGUUCACAAAAUUUAUUGUCAGCUGGAGAUCACAUGCAGAUCAUCGGAGAUCCAGUCAGCGCUGUUGAUGUCAAAGUGUUGACAAGCCAAACACUUACUUACAAGCUCUGUAGAGUGUGUUACGUGUCCAAAAGUUUUUGCUGCGGACGAGUCCAGGAGAUAAGCUUUAUUGGCUUUUUGUAUAUUUCUCUCUGUAAAGGCUGGAUUAGAUGCCGUUUGCUCAUAAAGUUGUUCUUUGGGUGAUGCAACGGCCGGGGUUACCUUGUGAGACUGAAUAAAAAGCAGAUUUUUUUUCAUGCAUAUUGUUUUGUAGUAAAACCGACUUCUGUUCAGCAAAUUUAACCUUCGAGGUUGUAUUUUUCAAUGAGAUUGUCAGGGUAGCCUCUGGUAUGAACACUUGUGAGUUAACUGAGUAGUUUGUUCUAAAACCGUAAGGUCCUCACCUUUCAUGAGACCUUCCUUACCUUUUCUGGAGCUAUAAAGUCAAGCACGAAAUUUCUCAAGGUCCAAAGUGCACUUCCCACAUCUGGAAGUCUGCUGUGAUUGGUCUACGUUUUUUUCCACUCAAGUCAGCAGACGUUCGUGGGGCAGGAACACGUGACGAACCCCUAAGAAUGUCUGCGUGGGAGGCAAGACAAAAAAGGGCUACUGAAGGCUGAAGUGUUGCCUUUGACAACUCUGGUUAACAUUUGUCAGCCCUUUGCAGCCCUUGUCAGUGACUGUCUCUGUCAGUUCUUGUAAAAUUUUACCAGCCAUUAGUCAUUCUUUUUAGUACUGGGGCAGACAAUCUGUGAGCCAGUAAUUCAUACAAGGUAUAGGAAAAAAUAAGGUUUUAUGAAAUUGUAAAUACAACAAAGAUGUUUCCUGCUUAGUUCCCUGUGGGUAUGUGAAGUUUUGCAGUAGCGUUAGCUGUUUAUGCCCCUAGCCCUCCCUCUCAGUGUGACGGUGCCUCGUGAGUGCUGCUCACAGGGUUGUCAUGGUUACCUUCUAGGCUCACCUGAGGCUCCCUUCAGUUUCACCAGGCGCCUUCCCCACACCCAUCUAUUUUUGAUGUGUUUAAUUACAGAAUUAAGCAGUCUUGAUUGACUUUCUUUGAUUAGAGUUAAGCAGUGAUCUGACAUUGCUAGGGUUGAGCACUUUUCCUAUUUUAAUGAUUAGCGUUAAGCUCUGUUUAGGGUUAAACCUUCAUUUUACGGAUUAAGCGUAGUGUAAGGUUAAACAAUUUAUUAUUCAAAAUGGUUAGCUUUCAGUUGUGUUGUUCUGUAUUACUGCCUUUUUGAUUUUUUGGUCAUUUUUUGCAUGGCUUUCUGGCUCGCUCUGUGUUGUAACUCUUUCAGUACAUGUACUUGUCUGUCCCUGUCAGCUUUUUUGAACAUCUAGCAGCCUGUAUUAGCUCUUGUUAGCCUCUGUCAGCCCUUUCCAGUCUCUGUCCCACACUUGUGACUCCUGUCAGCCCUAGUCAACCCAAAUCAGACCAUGUUUGCCCAUGAUAGGUCUUGCAUUGUCAGCUUCUGGUAGCCCCUGGGAACUUUGAUUCUUUCAACCCUACAGUGUAGGUAGAGCUUUUUUUAGCCUUUGCUAGUCCUUGUCAAGCCUUUUUUUCUUUACACAUCCUUUUUAGCCCUUGUACAUGUACAUUUUAAGCUCCUGCUUCCCCUUCAUCUUUUUGUACCAUUUUACUUUCUUAAACAAGCCUCAUGAUCUCUCUGACCAAGAAAGAGAAAGUCUUGUGUUUGACUGAAAUUAUAGACUAAAAGUCAGUAAGUGCAGACACAAGUUAUAAAGAGUGCAUAACUAAGUUGGAGGAUUUGCCACACACAAGUUUAUCAUUCACAAAUCUUUGAUUUGAAAAUUUAAAGAUUGGUCAGCAUUGGGGGAAGGGAACUCCACUAGCGAGCAAGUUUUCCUAAGCAAACAAGUGAAUCAAGCUAACCUAUCAGCAGAUCGAUGGACAAUUACUACCCCGCAGGCAGAGGCUACGUUUCUGCAGUGUGAACUGAAGUGCGUAUUUAUUAGUACCUUUUGCACACCAGCUCAUACAGCAAAAAUGUAGCCUCUACUUGCAGGAUAGUCAAUUAAAUUUUCAGGGUUCUCAUCAGGAUUUUGCCUUGGGGAGUCCCAGGGUCCCCUCUGUUGAGAAAUAGGGGCCCUGUAAGAACAGUGGGGGGACCAAGGUAUAAUCUGAGCCUGACUAACCCAAAUGAUCUGUUACGCUCCAAAUGAUCUGUUACGUGAAGUACCUACCUGAUCCAAUAAUAUGGUGAAUGAGGUGUUUACAAUAAUUAUUCGGUAACGAUGCAUGCAUCAAUCUUCACAAUGCACACAGGACCACUGAAAGUCAAGGAAAUAAAAUUUAAGACUUUGAAUCUUUUGAUAUCAUGUUUUUUAUUCAUUUGGCUAAGCGAAAUGUUGGGGUGUUAGGUUGAUCAUUGAAACUACUUAAAUGUAGACAAUCUAAAGUCCGUUUGACUUGUAGCAUGCCCUGCGCCCUAACAGAUGCACCUUCUUGGCUUUUUAUGAGCCAUCUCAGAUUUUCUUGCGGGAAUCCUGCAAGGCUGCGGCCUGGUGAGAACAGUGAAUUCUGUGCUGAUUUAUAGUUCCCUUUUCACAGAUUUCCCUCUAUAAAGCUUUUUUAAAUGCAAAGUGUUAUCUCUACUGUAGUUGUUGAAUAAAAAAUGACCAUGAAUAUUUUCAUGGAAUCUUGCAUUUCCUGUUUUUUUUUUCGACAGCUACGAAAUGCAGGUCACAGGUCACAAGUGCAGGUUAGAGUACAGGUCACCAUGCUACGGUAAAUGAACAAUACUAAACCUGUCUUCUACAAUGUAGCCCUAAUCACAAUCAGAAAUAAAAUUUUAGCUUUAGGGGUAAAUGAUGAGCAAUGAUCUGUACUUGUAACCUGUGAUCUGUGACCUGUGUUUUGUACCUGCGAGUUUUUAUCUCUUUUAUGAAAAACCACUGUUUCAACAAGUGUUUCAUUCUCAUAAUGCCUAUAUUUAUUAAGAAGCUUGGGGCAUAAAGAUCUUCAAAAGUCAAACUUUAUGCCUCUUUUCCCUCUUAAUGUUGUAUUAUUCGUCAUUUUCCAAAUUUUACCAAAGUCAGAGUAAAAGCCUUCUCAGGUAAAACUGUUGACCUGGAAGCAAAGAUAUAUCUACACAAUUAACUUGACUUCAUUUAAGUCCAAACAACUUUGAAUUUCAGAAGAUGUGUUUGCAUUUUUUAAUUCAACAAUUUUUUUUUAGCCCAUAUAGUAUCCCUCAAAGGUUCAAAAGCAAUCAUUUUCAAACUACAUGCUGUAGAGUGUUUAUGGUCCAUCUCCCCUCUCCUAUACUCAUUUUUGCAUUUCAUGUGGCUGAAGCUUGCUCAAAGCUUCCCGCUGUUGCUAAUGUUAGUAUUCUGCUUUCCUUCCCUUUCACGCACAUCUUCUUUCCCUACGUGUCUUCCACCUUGUUAAGAUGAGGAGAGGUCCGGUAAGUGAUGUUUUACUCAAAAGUUAAUAAGAGUUUGGCUAAAAAGCGUAGUUCCUUUAAGAUCAUGAAGUAGUCUUCAAUGGACAUAGUUUAAACUGUGCUGUGGAGACUAAUGAAGAGAAAAUCUAUGUCUGCUUCAGUGAUUAAAAUAUAACAAAAAACAUGUUGUGCCACAUUUACUGCCUUUACAAGAAAUAAAGUAUGGUUUACCACUGUGCAGUGUUGUUUCUAAAUAAUCUGUCAUAAAUCUAUUAAAUGUUGCUGGCAGUUUCUGUCCCGAGUAGAAUACAUUAAAACUCUGCACAAAAGAAUUUUGUUUUACAGAUUGUAUCCAGAACUGCUGCUUUAUAGAAGUUUUGAUCUGUUAUUAAUGUUUCAUAAGGCCGGACUUGUUGAGUUGAUAUCAGUUAGUCUUUCCUCGGUAAAGUACAUGCACUCCUGAAAGUCAUCAAAUGUCUUAAAUAAUGGAACGUUUAAUUGCAUCUGAGAGGAUUAUUUAGGAGUUCCUACAUGCACUGUUUGGUAUUACUAUGGUGAAAUAAUUAUUGUGGGUUACAUUUCAAUUGAUAUCAAUUGCCACUGAAAAAUGUAUGUCUGAUAAAAGAAUGUACUAUGUAGCGCGAAAUAUCUUAGGACUCAAAACACUCUUAUAACUAAACAUGCGGUAUUUGACAAGAUGGUUAUAUAUUUCAAAGUGAAUAAAUAAAUGAAUUCUUUUAACCUUCAAUUAAGAAAUUAAACCUUUUUUGUGUUAAUUUCUUGAGACAUAAUUUAAAUGAGUACUAAAUCUUUAUUAACCCAUUCGCUCCCGGAGAUUUUGCCGAAAAACGCGUUUUGAAGCUAGUCGAGUGGUUUUCUGGUCACUGUCGUGCUAUAAAGAGCUAAAACUUACCACAAACCGGUUUACAGGUCGUACACUUGGCGGCCUUCUGAUCCAAAUGCAAAAUAUCAGCUUGCGAAGUUCGGGCAUGCGCAGAAAGCAAAAUUUCUCUCCUCCCUUCUUUUUUCGCUUUUCUUGCCUCAUUUUUUUUUCUCUUGCUGGGCAUUUAGUAGGCUUCAUUUUGGUGGGAAGAGUUUUUAGGAAAGCUUUAAGGAUCUUAGGAUUAGGUGAAAGGAAAGGUAGGUGGGUAAUGGAACAAGAUUUUCAUGGAGAUUUUCAGGUCCUUGUCACGUGGCUUUUUGCUUCUUUCUCCGGUGUCCUUGACUAAAUUUUGCUCAUUCUGGUAUGGUUUGAAAGAUCUCUUCACUCUGCACAAGUUAGAGAAGAAAGUUGUCCUUGACCGUUAAAACUGAUGACGUCACAAAGGGUAGAAAGGACCUGGAUCCGCACGGGCGGUUACGGGCGGUUCAGGGGCGAAUGGGUUAACAUGGUAAUGAUUUUCAGUAAAAUAAGAGAGUUAGAAGAUACAAUAAAUUGAACUUAAACUCAAUUGUUAUCAACUUAUUCUCAAUGUUAUUUUUUUGUCGUUCAAGAAUGCUUUGGGUCAGUCACAACGAUUAUUUUGCUUGAAUGUCAGUAGCUGCAAAUCGUAUUCAGUAACAUUGGUUGCUGGAAUUGCGAACUGUUAUUAUGACCACAUACUGUUGAGCCAUGAGGUUGUUAGAAUAGAACUGGCUACGCUAAAACAAUAAAUAUGGUUGUAAUAGCAAGGUCUUAAGGUCUGUAGUAAAACAAGAUGAUUGAUUAAAAAUUGAUGAUAGUUUGUUGAACGUAAACCUACAUAAACCUGCUUAUUCAUAGACUUAAUCCUUCUUUGUAUACCUAAAAAUUUUUACCUUAAAUUUUUUAGCCAGAUUUUUCAGCUGGUUAUUAGGUGCUCUCCAUCUCUUUAAACUGGCUUGAACAUUGAUGGUUUAUUAAAUUCAAUGAAAUCAUGAUCCUUUUUGGGCAGAUUUACUUUGCAACCCUUUGUUGGGAUCUUAUUAAGGGAUCAGUUCAAUGAUUUAGUGCUGCUUUGAAGAGUCCUUGCAUUUUCCCUCUUUGCAGAUGAGGAAAUUGCAUUGUGCUAAUAAGGGAUGUUGUCAAGGAAGAUACCUUAGCCCUGUGUUAUUUGCGUUUCUUUUGGACCAGCCAACUUGACAACUUUCUCUUAGACCAAUCACCAAAUAAACUGUAAACUUUUCUGGGAUAGUUUAAGAUGGAAUCCACCAGGAAAUUGAGUAAUAUUUUAAUUUUCAGUGGACAAAAACCUUGUACCAGAAUAAUUUAAAGAAUAUUACAUUCUUUUUUACAUUUUUCAAGGGCUAAAGAUGUAAUUAGUUAUCUAUAAUAACACCAAAGAAAAUUUCUCAUGUAAGUCUGAGAAAAUGAAUGUCAAAUUUCACAAGAAUUGUGAAAACACAGGUAAAAUUCUGAAAAUUUCAUGUAUAAGAUGUAAUUUUGUGAAAUUUGACAUGUAUUUUCUCGGGUUCCCCAUAAGAAAUUUUCUUUGGUGUUAUUACAGACGACUAAUUACUUCUUUAGCCCUUGAAAAAUGUAAAAAAGGAUGCAAUGUUCUGGUACAAGGUUUUUGUCCACUGAAAAUUAAAAUUACUCAAUUUCCUAGUGGAUUCCGCCUUAAAGUUUAAUCCCCUCGCAGUUUUUCAUUUCUCACAAAUAGGAUCAACACUUCGUAGUUAAAUAAAAAUAAUCUGCUGAACUCAGGUCCUAGCUUUCCCACUGUGCAUUACAGUCUAAAUGACCAAUCUGUAGGUCAAGAACUCAUUUUAAGUAAACUUCACUCAGUAGGGCUUGUUAUGGGUUUUGUCUCUGAAAUUUAAAUCUAAUAAUAUAUAAUAAGGAGUUUAAGUUCAAAUUGUAAUAAUUGUUGCUUCUUAUUUAGGUGAUCAGCUUAAAGGACAAUGACAGUUUAUCUGCUUUGUUGUCUGUGGAGCUAAAAGCUGAUUUACUUAUGAUGUUGUCAGAUGUGCAAGGCAUUUAUAGUGGCCCCCCUGAUCAACCUGAGUCACGUCUCCUGGAUACUUUCAGACCAAAUGACGUCACCAAUAUUGAAUUUGGGGAAAAGUCUCGGGUGGGUCGUGGUGGCAUGGAGUCUAAAGUCAAGGUAGUCUCUUGUUUGUUUGUUGUUAAUUGUUGUUGUUGUUGUUGUUUUUUUUACAAAUAAGUAGUAUUAAAUAGAGAGUGUCUGCUGUUAGUGUACAUGUAAUCCUUUUUAAGUAAAAAUAUAUAGAAACACAGUUAAUGUAAAGAAAAUACAGCUGUAAGCAUGUCUACCAUUAGCCAAAGGCUAAUGUGUCAUUUUUGAAUGCCUUUCAGUGACCAAAAUUUAAAAAAGCGGUUUGGGUUUAUUAAUGAGCAUUAUACAUGUAGCAUUUCAAGUUGGAGUACCAAUUAUUUCAACGUGCACUUGCAUUAUUUGUUUUCUAUUCCAACCAUUGUCUUGGCAAUGUUCUUACACUGCUGGGAAUUUCUAUUUCCUUCAAGUAACAUUUAAUGUUCUAUUUUGUGACUCAUAAAGCCUUCACCAUGACUGGUUCUUCUUUUGUCUUGGCUCACUAAAGCCCAGAGAAUUAUUUCCCUUGCAAGGUCUUAAUACCUCUCUCUCUUUGUUAUCGUACCUGUUUCUGUUUUAAUCAUAACUAUAACAAAAUUCUCACAUCUGAUUGGCUAUCAACUGUAUGAUUUCAGCACUAAUAAGACAGUGUAAUAGGACAGUACGUGUCAUGCCAAGUAAUUGGACCAUAAGCACCAUUGCAGCACUCUAUAUUGCACUUGUGAUGAAACAAAUCAGACUCCUGCUACGUGGUCAUUUGAAUUAGUUAAUCACUCAUAUGAUUACAGACUGAAUUGGACUCCACUCAGUCUUAUUGCCAUUAUUUCUCAUCAUGGACUGUCUGUCAUUAUUAUCGUUGUUAUGGCCAUUAUCAUUAUCAUUAUCAUGCCUGCCAAGUUUUCCACAAUGGUCUGCCUGAGUAUCUCUCUGAAGAGCUAGAGAAAAUUCAGCGCCGUGCACUUAGAAUUAUUUUAUCAGAUUUAGGCUAUCAAGAGGCUCUCAAAGAGUGCAAUAUUACCACCCUUCAUCAACGGCGCCAAUGGCUGACAGAGCGCCUAUUCAAUGAGAUUAAGGACAACAGCCUCCACAAAUUACAUGGCCUUUUGCCGCCACGUAAUCUUAGUACUGUAGCCUUAAGGAGAAAGCGCACUUUUAACGUGCCUCUUUGUAGAACAAAUAGACUAAUGAAUAGUUUUAUCAUGCAUAACGCGGCUAUUUUCUAAUGGUUUUAUUGUAAAUUCGCGGCUAUUUUCUUAAAUUUCAUGACGUAGUAUCUUUGUUCCUUUGUUUUAUAUAUUUUUAUAAUAGUUAGUCUUAGUAUUCAACGUAUUGCACAGUCCGUAAUCCAGCCCUUGGGCUGCAAUGGAUUUUUAAUAAAGCCAUCUAUCUAUCUAUCUAUCAUAGUCAUAAUUGUCUUUCUUAUUGUUUAACAUUUUUGUGAACUUUGACUUCUUUGCCUCGGUCCACACACAAACAUUAACACUUCAUUACAUCUAUCCUAACUUAAAAAUCACAUUGGUACAAAUCUGAUUUAAAAUAUUUAUAAAACAAAGUGCUGGAAAGAAUUCAGCCAAUGCUCCGCAGCCAUUGGUAAACUCAUGCUUGUUAUGUCAUAUGUUUUAGGCUGCUGCCUGGGCACUUGAGAGAGGGACUAGUGUGGUGAUAGCUAAUGGUACCUCCACUGAUUAUGUGAUUCGCCAAGUACUGGAUGGUCGUAAGGUUGGAACAUUUUUCACUAUGGUAGAAGAAACAGGGCCAUCUGUAGAGAAUCAGGCAGCAGGCGGUAGGUGUUUCUUUUAAGCUAUUUCUUGUUUCUGAUGUUGCUAAACAAGACUGCUGGUUUUAAAUUGUUAGUCGUGAUACUCAGUGUAGAUGUAGUGGUUCGACAAUUUUAUCCUUGGUUUAAAUUUUAUUCUCCUUUGUGCUAAACUCAUUAUCAUAUAUACAUGUAACCAACCAUACCCAAAAACAAAGGAAAAUAAAAUUUAGACCAGGGAUAAAAUUGAACCACAACAUAGAAUGAUAUUAUUAAGUUUUCUCUAAAUGUUUCUUACAUAUAAAAUUAAUGUUUACCCAAGUCUAUGAUGUAUUUCGUUUCUCAACGUUGAAUAAUUUUCUGUUUAUUUCAUUUCCUUGUUUUUAAAAGCUGAUAUUUGUUUGAUUUGUGGGGUGUGUUAAUUAGUUAUCUUCUGCUGUUGCCAUUGUUUUCUAGCUCGUCAAGGUGGUAGAGCCCUUCAAGCAUUAACUGCUGAACAGGUAUAUUUAACAAUUAUUCCACGAGGGCGCGUUGGAUAUGAGAUGAUAGAUAGCCAACGAGGCGCAUUGCGCCGAGUUGGCUAUAAUCAUUUCAUAUCCAACAAGCCCGAGUGGAAUAAUUGUUUUAUUAAAAACGCCCACAAAAUCUCGUUGAAUCGCCCCGACUAGAACAAACCGGAAAAGACAAGGGACUUCCGCUAUUCACAUGUCACACGUCUAUCAAACGGACUCGCCUAGACUGCAUGAAUGAAAAAUCAAAACAUUUUAGCGAUGAACAUUAGUUUUUUAAAAACUCAUCGGGAUUCUAGGAUUUUACACAGCAGAACAGCUAAAAAAACCUGGCAGAUAAUGUGAAGGAAAGGAAUUUUUAGGUGACAGCCGUCGAAAUUACUAUGAAUUUGGAUUUUCGGUGCUGUUAUAAAAGUAAGAACAACGGAGAAAAACUACCGGUAUUACCUCGGUCGCUUGUUAUGAAGUUGUUUGAAGCCACAAGCUGGUUUUGCUGAACGAGAAAAGAAGCUAUACUGCCGCCUCGAUUGCUCUAGUGAAUGGCUGCAUAGCCUGUAUUUGUAGCUGGUUAAUUGUGAUUUAUAUUCCUGAUGUCGGAUAAACAAGCUGCAGUUAUCUAUCGGCGAGUGACUCGAUCGGCGAAUGGCUUCGCGAUCAUGAAGAAACAACACUUGUCUUCUUUCGUAGCUGGUCAGGGUACUUUAGUUCCAUGUGUUUUCAUGUGUUUUUCGACAAACUUUCAAACAAGCUCUUGUGGCUUUUUUGUUUGUUUUUGUCUUUUUUCUUUCGUUGAAAUUGCAUUUCUAGUAUUCUAAGAAAUGAAUUAAAACGAUUUGCCUCGGGCGCCAUUCUAUCCUUCGCGAAAAAAAAUCUCAGCUCGCUUCCAAUUUUAAACUGACGCGUACACCGACCAUAUAUGGAGAACAUGGUAUAUUAGCUCAUAUACCAUAACGGCUAAGCCAAUCAAAAUGCUAGAAUUGCAUUAUCCAAUGAUUCAGUUUUUAAUAAAUUGUAAUAUUGCCCGUUAGUCGAGUGACGUAGCCAAAAUCUGUUAUAAUUGUAAAGAAAAGGUCACAUUGUAGUUUAUAAGAGGAGUGCAUUUCUAAUUUUUGCAGGCCGUCAGAAAAUCCACGAAAUUCAAGGAACUUAUAUGAAUAACGCAAAUAAUUCAUAAAAAAUGGAAGCAACUUUUUAAAUUGACGCUCAACGUAAAGUGCGUGUCACAUCAUCAUACGAUUCUUGUUUUUGUUUUUAGCGAGGAAAAAUCAUUUACAAACUUGCAGACCUGCUAAUUGAACGCAAAGAUGAAAUCCUGGAUGCCAAUUCCAAAGAUCUGGAGGAAGCUCGUUUUGAAGGUCGGCUGCCAGCUCCUAUGAUUGCCAGGCUUCUUUUAACUCCAGCUAAACUAGAAAACCUAGCAGAAGGACUGAGGCAAAUUGCCGAUUCAUCACAUGAUAUUCUGGGUCGUGUCAUCAAGCGGACUAGGAUAGCUGUUGAUCUAGAGCUCAAACAAGAGACUGUACCUAUCGGAGUUCUACUUGUCAUCUUUGAAUCUCGCCCAGAUGCCUUAGUUCAGGUAUUGUGUUAAAGUAAAAUAAAACAUGCGUGGAAAUAAUUGUUGAGUUAUUUAAAAGUAUGCCAUUGUGUAAGCCUAUAUUUAUCACUGAGAAUUUUUAAGAUUACUCAGGAAGUGGUAAGAGCAGCAUUAGCCUCAAGCAACGGAUUUUAUCAUUUCUUUACAAUGAGUCCCGUGAAUUAUACACACUUAAACUGAUGACGUAAGCCACCUACUUUCAUAUUACUCUCGAUGAAGUGUGGUUCAUAGCGAGACAAUGCCUUUGUUCAGACCAAUUGCGAUGCACACAUUUUUUAGGCACUUUAUAGAUAAAUAAGGUUGAUAAACUCAAGCUUUCAUGUUAAGAAAGUGAUGUGUCUUCAGUUUUUGUUCAGAAAUAAGGUCCCUCAUCCCCUUUCUUAUUUCAGUUUAUGCCCUGAGUUUUCAGUUUCAGGACGUGCCGCAUGUCUUGUACCCAAGUAAAGGUUAUUUCUCUUGUUUCAUAAGUUAGUCUGGCAUUUACAUCAAAACAUCUGUUUCACAGAGAUUAUGCUGGGCUUCACCUCUUGUUUUGGCGUAACGCGUGUUUCCCGCUUAUGAUGACCCACGUUCUUGUACUGAACUGUCAGUAAAAAAAAUCCAAUUGUUCGUAAAGCGCAUUUUCUAUAUAGGUAUUCAAAUGCGCUACAAAAUUGGUUUAAAAAGAACGGUUAAUAAAAUAGACAUGAAACGAGCGUUAUAAAAUAUGCAUAGCGACAAAUAGCUACAAUCUUAGACAAAAAAUUGACGUUGCCAUGUUAAGUUUCAAGAUGAAGCUUUUGAAAGCACUGGCAACUACUAAUGCUUCCCCCUCCCCCCCUCUCCCCCCCUCCCCGUAAUAAAAAAACAAUGUUGAAGUUCGGUUGGAUCAUUGCUGACUAGGACUGAACAACAUUGACCAGGGUGGGGUGAGGGGAGAAGCCUAACCGGGAUCAAAUCUGUGGCGCUCUGGGCUGAGUUGCUCAAAGCAUGGUUAGCUUUAACCAUUGGUUAAGCAGUAUUAAAACCAAUACGUUGUCAAGGUAUUAAACGCUGGUUAACGCUAACCAUGCUUCGAGCAACUGGGCCCUGUGGGUUAGAAAAUGCAAAAUUCUUAACAUCUUUUUUCUACGUUCGUAGGCUGGUCACUGAAUAAACUGCAACUUGACAGUUGUUUGUUUGUUUUUACAUAUAUACACUAUAGGUUGCUAGCCUUGCUAUAAGCACAGCCAAUGGUCUGCUAUUGAAGGGUGGCAAGGAGGCGUACCAUAGCAACAAAUGCCUUCACAGUCUGGUACAAGAGGCUUUGUCGCUGUAUGUUCAACCGGAAGCUGUCGGUUUGGUUAGUCUCUUUUCGUGACAUCAAAACUUUAACCUUUACCCUUUGGUGCUUAAUGGUUUUUGUGGACUGGCAGUUACUGGUCAUUUCAUCGAAAAAUUAGUUACUAAAGACGUGCUUUCUUCGUAAUAAUGAAAUAAAUUGUUUCGUUCCGUUAAAAGGUUAGUACCCGAGAAGAUGUUAACGACCUCCUUCAGUUGGAGAAGUAUAUUGACUUGAUUAUUCCUAGAGGCUCUAGUGAAAUGAUUGAGCGUAUCCAGGCUGAAAGUAAAGGAAUUCCUGUGCUCGGACAUGCAGAAGGAGUUUGUCACGUGUACGUGGAUAAAGAUGCUGACCUGGAAAUGGCCACAAACAUUGGUAAAGUUCAUAUUUUUGUUUACAUGUGUUGCUUUUGUUUUUUACUAUGAGAUGAUGGCGCUUUUCAGCGAGUCAAUGUUAGUUCAAUAUUAAAAUAAAAAGAGAAAAUCUGAAAAAGGUUCAUAGGUCAAUUAGUUAGUGUUGGUUAUUCCUACCAAGCUUAAGUUCGUCAAGUUGCAGUCGUGUGCGGCUUCAUAGAAAUUUUUCAACAGCCUGCUAACGCUGAAGGCUUUUCGUGAGCCAAACCUAAUUGGAAGGCCGACCCAAAUUAUUUUUCCGGCUGAAUUAAUUAUGACGCCGAUCUUAGUCAACGGCCUAUGACAACUUCGUGAUAAGUACGUCGAUAACAACCAAUGAAGUGAGUUGUUUUUUACUUUGUUUUUAGUGGUAGAUUCCAAGUGUGAUUACCCAGCUGCAUGCAAUGCUAUGGAAACGCUUUUAGUGCACAGGGACCUCAUCAAAUCUACUUUCCUUGAGCGACUUCUUAAAGCUCUUCGGGAAAAAGGAGUAAGUUGAAUCAUUUUCUCUCUACUUAGGGGUGGGAGGGGAGACUUGAAGAGAGGUUGUUGGUUUUUCACGUGUCUGUUGAAAGGUAAAUAUGUCAAAUAUAUUUACUUAAAACGAGCUGUGGAGAGCGACAGUUUUUUUAUGUGUAUUGCGUUCGUUUGUAGAGGAGACUGCUUAUGUAAGCCAGUAAACAUCAGUGCCGCAGUUAAUUUUGGAAGCUUACUUAUCGUGCAGAAGCCUCAAGGCUUUGUUUUUUGGUUGCAAAUUGUGACUGAAUAAAUUAACUGCGAUGUUUGUAUUAGUCAGUAAGUAUAAGAGAUAGGAAUGCCAGUUAAACGUUGUGUACGGUCAAGUCAAGAAAAGCUAGCAAAAACAUAUAAUAAAGACGUCCAGCUUCGUAACGAUCGCACUUAAUUAACUAUGGUCUGCAAAAAAGCGCUCGAGAGCACAAGGCAACUUAAGUCACACUAAACCAGUAAUGUGUAUGAACACAUUGUAUCUUUUCAUACAUACAAGUUUAUACUAGAAAACUAAUGUGAGUGUAAGUCUUUGUUUUGUUUAUUUAAGGUAAUUGUUCAUGCUGGACCCAACUUGGUGAAGACAUUGCCGCUAGCUCCAGCUCCAGCCCGCAGUAUGAAGAAAGAGUACAGCGGUCUUGAAUGCGCAAUGGAAGUUGUCAGGAAUGUAGAGGAAGCUAUCGAUCAUAUCCAUCAGUUUGGAAGUUCACACACUGAUGUUAUUGUCACUGAUAACCGUAAGUAAAUGGAGGCUUGCUCAUCGCUAACUUUGUGUUCUGCAGGCUACCAGUUUCUUUGCCUUUUACCCGUAUCUUUUAUGCAAAUAAUUAAAGCUGUAAUGCCACCGCGGUAUCGCCGCUGAAAUAUUUCAUAUUUCCCUGAUUGUAGUGAAAUUUGUCUUCACCUCAAUAAACCGGUUAUUGAACACACAAAGUGGCGGUUGCAUCGCCAAUUUUGGCUGUCGUAAAAGCUGACAAGUUCAAUUACUACUACAAAUUAACUGAAUUUGUCUUUCUCUCGAGAUUUUGCUUUCCUUUGUUUUACAGUCGAUAACCCAAAGACUUUCUGAGAAUGACGUUUCAAACAUUGUUUCUGACACUGGUUUAAUGUUUAUUUGUAGGUGACACCGCCAAUCACUUUUUAUCAUCCGUGGACAGCGCAUGUGUCUUUCAUAACACUAGCACCAGGUUUUCGGACGGCUAUCGAUUUGGACUUGGUAAGUACACUUUAUUACAGACUGAUUGUUGGUAAUCCUGGUCAAUUCUGCUACUUCUUGCUGUUGUUAAACAUUAUAUGCUGUAAUUUCUGUAGGCGCAGAAGUUGGUAUCAGCACAGGUCGCAUUCAUGCUCGUGGCCCUGUGGGAGUAGAAGGGCUCCUAACCACAAGAUGGGUACUAACUGGUCAAGGGCACACGGUAUCAGACUUUGCUGACGGGGGUCCACUCAGGUAUCUCCAUGAAGCUCUUCCUCUUGUAGAGGAUCCUGAGAGUUCGUCGGACGAGGAGCCCAUUGUGGAUACAGGAGAUGGUGAAGUAAUUCAAAAAUAAAACCUGUCGUACCUGAUCAAAGCCGGUCUUCACUGAACGAGCUGAUGUUUCGUGACUUGUAUUACCUAAUCGGCCUCUAGUAAAUGUAGGAUUUGUAUUAAUUCUUGUUCGGAUAAAGAAGCAAGUGACCAUCAUGAGCUAUCAUAGCAAUCUGGAAAACGAACGAAGAGAUUCAAGUCUAAUUGCGGAGUAUCGUUGAGGAAAUACUUAAUAUAACUGUCUCUAUGAUAAGAGAAAACAUUUCAACAAAGUGAAUAAUAUAAAAAGAUCUAUUUUUAUACAAAAACCUUCCCUCAACAUAACACAGAUUUAUUGAAUUUUGACAUUUUGCCCCUACCAUCUUACAGUACAACAGAAGAAAAUAAUCGAAAAUGUUUCUUAAAUUAUGUAAGUUAUAACUUCUACCAUCACUGCAGAUAAUUAUUGCUUGGAAAUAAUAUGUCCUUAGAAGCGGUCAUUAAUUCUAACAGGCCGGCGUCACUGAAGUUUAAAUUGUUAUUUAACUCUUAACGAAUUAACCCGCGGUUCCAGGCGUUCAGGUUGUUGGAAUUGCGUAAAGAGAUGUCAGCUGAAAAGAACUUUUCCUUUGAAAGGAAAAGGCUCGUCGCGAGUUCUUGUCCUCCACUAAACGCUGUAUCCGAGAGUUUCAUGUCGUUGUUGUGCAGAUAGCGGCAAAGAAAUAUUCAAAUAAACUAUGAAACUCUUGCAGAAUUGUCAUGUUGCUUAGUAAACUACGCAGUUCUCAUUGCCGCCGUCGUCGUAGCAUAAGUUCCUUAUCAGUAUUCGAGUGUGUUCAGUGGCCUAGUUUAAAAGGGACAGGUUCACGGUUCAGCGCAUGCUCGUUAAUUAAAAGGCUGUUUUUCUGCCGGGUCAUGCAGUAUCGUCUAUGCAAGCAAUAUGAUCAUGUCAUAAUGUUGCCAAAGAACCAAUCUGCACACUCCUCUUGCAGUCACUUUAUCAAGUCAGGUGCAAAUAGCUGUAAAUUAAUCAACUAUGGAAUAAAACCUUCGGGUCAACAAUAAAUUCAACGUUGGUAGUGUUGGCAUAAUCCACUAAUUUUUCUGCGAUUUUAGUACUCCUCCAUCCCACAUCAGGUUACUCUAAUAUACACUUCUACUUUGAAAUACACUCUGAGAUCGCUGAGAUACAUGUAAGUGGGAUUAUUCACCGAUAGAAUUAAUAAUAAAUUGGAAAAAAGUAUUUUAAUUAAUUAGCAUGCGCUGAACCGUAAACCUUUCCCUUUCACCUUUCACACUGUAAGUAGUUCUGCGCAAAGAGAGCUUUCUACUGAAACCGGCUUCUACUCAAAUCCGUUUAACUAAAACGGUUAGCGUUCUGCAGGUACAGUGUUGACUGAAGACUUAAAGCCACAGAGCGCACAGAGGUUAUUGUUGUAAUUUAAUAAUCUACAUAGCAUACGUGAAGUCAGUAACUAAUAAACGAAGAUAUCAGUUUUG
Messenger RNA from Porites lobata, 25486 nucleotides. Lineage: Eukaryota; Metazoa; Cnidaria; Anthozoa; Scleractinia; Poritidae. The record is from the annotation of a GenBank genome assembly.